Messenger RNA from Mesorhabditis spiculigera, 1215 nucleotides. The record is from the annotation of a GenBank genome assembly. NCBI's taxonomy places the organism in Eukaryota, Metazoa, Nematoda, Chromadorea, Rhabditida, Rhabditidae.
AUGUUUACGAAUCUGCUGCUGAUAGUUCUUGUUUUGGCCGGUUUUUCUUUGCAACAGGCCGUGAAGCAACAAGAAGCUGAACUUGCUGUCGAAAAAACCCCUAUAGAUGCCCCGGCCCCAUUCGCCAGCUAUGACAUCGACAUGUGCAACUACCCCUUCGAGGCGGUCCAUGCUGAUAUGCUAGCUGGCGUGAACAGCUCGGUGACAUACCGGUUGUCGACGGAGAAAUGUGGCAACAAGCUAAUGAACGCCCAUUGCCUCCAGCCGCUUCUCGGUCAUAGCUUGGAGGCUUGGAAAGGAGAGCUGGACACCGGAGAACCGAUCGUCAUCGCUGGUUGCAACUACACGACCACGUACGCAAAUCUGACGGGCCCGAUCUCGAUCCGUAUCACUCGGCUACAGUCCAACGCCAGCAGCUACCACCAGCUGAUGUCGACAUUACCAGUCAACAGCUACAACCUUAUGCCCGUAGCCCCCGAUCCCUCUCAAAAGCUUGCUUUCGAUUUUACGAAGGAUGGGCAGACUUAUGUCUUGUAUCAGACUUCAAAAGAUAAUUCUGGAUAUAAUGGCAUCUUCUUUGAUGCUCCCGAAGGGGACUGCGAAACGUUGAUGAUAUGGAAAAGCUUGUAUCGUGGGGAUGAGACGAAGCUAUAUGGCGGCAAUUCCACCUUCUGCCGAUCUACCGUACCUCGCGACGGCUUCCCGGAUUUCGUCGCCAAUCGCUACAUGAUUUUUGAGACGCAUGGCACCAAGAUGUGUCGAGUGGCCUGGAGCGCCAGAUAUUUGGAUCAAAGCACCGAUCAUACCUUCAAGGUCAGGAAGGGUCAUUCAGGGGUUUUGAAUUCGCCGCCCUACUCGGGGUCUGCCUCGAUUCCUGGUGACUUCGUGACUGUCUACCAGCUUCAAAAGGAGGACCUCAACAACGAAAAAAGCAAAAUCCACCUCCAGCUCCUUUCGCCGGUUCUUGGCGCUUCAACGCUCACGAUUUUUGUAGAGAGUACUACGCAGCCGAUAGUAUUUAACGCCUCGAAUGGUACCUGCGAUUACAACACUAGUGAAGCGAAAGUCUGGAUCCAAUACAAUUGGUCAUGUACCAAAAUUCCGUGCGAAAAGGGAAUGGUCUUGAAAUACUCCCUGAUUCCGUCAAGUUCCGAUGAGCGGUUCUCACUGCUGUGCUUGCUGGUGACGAUGAUGGUCUCCAUUUUUUAUUGGUGC